AUGAAUCUCAAUGGGGGUGUAGAAAGCCGUGACCGGCCCGGUUCAGGGCCUGAGCCUCCGGCGUUCGAGGAAAUACAAGGGUUCACUUUCGCAGCAGCAAUCACCUCAACUCAUCAUCGCUCACUCAAUCGUCGCAAGCAAAUUGCACAGCUAAGUCCAUCUGCCUCAUUCGGAUAUACCACAUCGUCAUCCGUAAUCUUCGUCACAAUGUCCGAGUUCUUCGAGGCGCACGAUCCUUCAGAUCCUGCCUUUUACGGCCCAUCACAGACGGCACUGCUUCUGCUAGAUUUCCAUAACCUCUUGGUUGAGAAACUCGGCGGUCCGUCUGCACCUGCAGCACUUGAUACCGCGGCACGACUCAGAUCUUGGGCCAAGUCUCGCGGCAUCGUCAUCAUCGCAACCAUGAAAGGCCAAGACGGAGAAGAGGCUCCAGUACUCUCCCAAGACACUGAUACCAACGACCACACCUUCCUGCGAACCCCGGGAUAUGUUUCCGCACUACAAUCUCCCGGACUAUUGGAUUUCUUGCGUGGCAAAGGCAUCAAGUCGCUGAUCAUGACUGGCUUGAGUACCUCGGGAUGCGUUCUCAGAACAGCAAUUCCUGCAACAGAGGCGGACUUUGUUGUGACAGUUGUCAGCGAUGCUUGUGCAGAUCCGGUCGAAAGUAAUCAUGGUUUUCUGAUCGAGAGGAUUUUGCCAUCCAGAGCACAUGUCCUUACGGCCUCUCAAGUACUUGCUAUGUAUGGCGACAGAUCAGAUGCUUGA
Messenger RNA from Aureobasidium musti, 765 nucleotides. NCBI's taxonomy places the organism in Eukaryota, Fungi, Ascomycota, Dothideomycetes, Dothideales, Saccotheciaceae. The record is from the annotation of a GenBank genome assembly.